UCUUGGCGGAAGGUGAAGGACGGAAGAGUGGGGUGUUGCGACGCAAGAUGGCGGCGCCCUGAGUAGAUGGAAGUUCGGAGGAGGCACAGAUGAGGAGCCUGCUGUGACCUUUACCCUCCAAUUUCCAGUCACCAACAUAUAGAAUACGCGGCAGCAUGACCCAAUCAGUAAAUGUGUUGGAGCAGCUCCACCUGCUAGAAUCUCUGGACCUGCAGCAUUUGGAUGAAAUCCACAAGCUUAUAACUGACCACCUGCACGCAGAUCGCUCUCCUGUUUUAGUGAAUAACUUAGUGGAUCAUUAUCUGGAAACUAGCUCUGAACAAGCAAUGCUCAUACUUUCUAUGGUUCAAGAACCUCAUGACAAGCACCUUUUGGACAAAAUAAAUGAAUACUUAAGUAAAGCUCCUACUCGCUUACAAACCCUAUCCUUAUUAGGUCACGUGGUUCGUCGUCAGCCAUCUUGGAAUCACAAAUUGUCACAAGCAACUGUUCUACAGUCUUUGCUUAAAUGUCUCAAGAUAGACACAGAUGUAGUCGUUCUCACCACCGGACUAUUGGUGUUAAUUACCGUGCUGCCAAUGAUCCCACAGUCUGGGAAACAGUAUCUCCAUGAGUACUUUGACAUAUUUGGAAGGCUUUCAGCCUGGUGCUUGAAAAAUCCUGGUCGUGUGCCAGAUGUUUGCCUAGUCCAUCUUCAUGCCAGUGUUUAUGCCCUCUUUCACCGGCUCUAUGGGAUGUAUCCUUGUAAUUUUGUUUCGUUCCUUCGCUCCCAUUACAGUAUGAAGGAAAACUUGGAGACCUUUGAAGAAAUCGUAAAGCCAAUGAUGGAGCAUGUGCGCAUACACCCAGAACUGGUCACUGGUUCUAAAGACCAUGAACUUGAUCCUGGCAGAUGGAAGAGGCUCGAGACUCAUGACAUUGUUAUAGAAUGUGCCAAAAUCUCGCUGGAUCCUAGUGAAGCCUCCUAUGAAGAAGGAUACUCCCCACAUUCCACUCGCCUUUGGCAAAGACAGCAUGAAUCUGCUUCCAGCCCCUACACUGAUCCUGGUAGCACCUACGCAAGCAUCUGCUCUACGCCCUACUCCACUCCUAGACUGUGUAGCCAGGAGCCACUUCUUCAGCAUAUUGGCAUGCAGGUCCAAUCUCAGACGCUGCAGGAUUCCAUCUGGAGCCCCGCAAUAUGUAUUCUGCCCUCCCCACCCAACUCUCCUGUCAACGUGUCCUCCAAUUCUUCACUACCUUCCUGUCAUGCCCCCAGCAAAGUGCUUGGCACACCUGGAGUGAAAGGGACUCCCCAAGGAACACCGGCAACCUCCCCUGCUCCAAACUGCAGUCAUAAUGAUUCUCUGCACAUAGCUUCCUCUGGAACACCACCCAAAAAGAAUGAAUCCUCUGAUCGGAAGAAACCGGUGUUGAGCCAUCUGCACGGCAGCAAAGAGAGGGGUUCUGAAUCGCCCGAAAGUGUGAAAACGGUUUCCCUCGGUGAACUUCAAGAUGUUAUCGGAGUCCUGCCUGCUGAUCACCACAAUACAGAAGAAGCUGCUAUAUCACAGGAGCUAUCUCAGAUCACUUCUGACCACGAGCCAGCUAUUCGACGUGGAGGCUUUGAUUCACCAUUUUGUCCUCCGUGUAACAGCCAGCCUGGCUCACAGAAGAAGCUUGCUGCAUACGGUGUCUCCCAGGUCUCCGAUCACAUAGUUUCUGACAAGCUCCAAAAUGCAUCUCAAGACCCCUCCAAACAGGCAUUCACUCCUAUCGAGCCACCUGUAGGGGUAGAACAUAGUAGCCUCUCAGGGAAGCUGCAAUGUGCGAACUCUUUACAGAAUGCCAGGAAGCUCUUCACCCCUAGCCCCUGUAAAUCUCAGGCUCACUGUAAGUCAUGCUUCAGCUCAGCACCUUAUGAACAUCUAUUUGAACUGGCACUGCCCAAAACUGCCAACCUGUUUAUCUGCAAGAAAACAGAUGAGCUGCAUAAGAAGAUAAAAUGUGGCCCUGAGGAGGCAGAAGAACAGACCUCCGUAGUAUCCCCGUCAGAGUUGCUUGACCGGCUUAUAAUGCUGGGUGCUGAUGCACAUACGAAAGAGUUGAACAAGUUGUCUUUACCCAGCAAAUCAGGUGACUGGACUCAUUUUGGAGGUUCUCCCCCACCUGAUGAGAUCCAUACGCUCCAAAACCAGUUGGUGUUACUCCAUAACCAACUUCUGUAUGAGCGAUUCAAGAGGCAGCAACAUGCCAUGCGCAACCGUCGUCUUCUGCGCAAGGUGAUCGAUAUGACCGCUCUUGAGGAAGAGCAUUCUGUAAUGACUGAACAGAUAAAGGUACUACUGAAAGACAUGCUUAAAUUAGGGGAUAGCCUUCUUCUGGAACAAACUAGGUAUAUUAGACUGCAAGAAGAAAAAGAUUCUGUUAUCACCCAGCUCCACAGUCAAAUUCGCCAACUCCAGGACGACCGUGAGGAGUACUACAAUCAGAGCCAGGAGCUGCAGACUAAGCUAGAAGAUUGCCGCAAUAUGAUUGCAGACCUACGCUUGGAGUUGAAACAAGCCAACAACAAAGUGUGCCACACAGAACUUAAGCUCGGUCAGGUUACUCAAAAGCUUGUAAACAGUGAGUCUGUACAGCAUCAGAUGGAGUUCCUAAAUCGACAGCUUCUAGUUCUAGGAGAAGUGAAUGAGUUAUAUGUGGAACAGCUUGUGCAUAAAAGUGCUAAGGCCCCAAAGGAAUUGGAUUUGCUGAAAGAUUCCUUUCACAGGGAGCUAGACAAGUCUCGAGCCAUUGUUAUUCAGCAAAAUCAAAGGUUGGAAUUCACCAACAAACGCAUAGUGGAACUGGAGAGUCAGUUGGCCAAGAAAGAUAUUUUGUUAAUGGAACAGAAGAAGUUUCUGGAAGAUCUUAAAGCAAAAAGCAGAGGCCAGUUGGAGGCAGUAGAACGCAAGUACAAUGCUCAGAAGCGGGUUAGCCAGGUGUUUGAAAGAGAGAUUCUUGCUCUGCAUAGUAAGCUGGAGAAGGAAGGAUUUCUGAAACAUCGACCUGAGGAGAAAGCGGAAACUGCAGAAGUUGCAGAGGAAAGGUUUGAUCCAAACAGUGCAGUGCUUUCUGGCUCUGUUAUUGCCGUUCAAGAGGAAGUUAAUGGAAGUACUGGGAGGAUGUCCCCAAAAUUCACAAACCUUGGUAGUGGGGCGAGCAGCAGAAGUGGGAGCAGUAACUCCACCCCAGAGAAAGAAACAAACUCCCAGCGCAAUGGGCGUGAGAUUUCACAGCUUUCAUCUAGAAGCCAUGUGACUAUUGGUUCUUACCCAUACGCCAAAAGUAUUUUAGGCAUCAGAACACGUGAGCUGUUUCGCAACAAGAGUGAAAGCCAUUGUGAUGAGGAAGUAAUCAGCAGCCUCUCUGAUUUCUUGAAAGCUGAACUUUGCCAGGAGCCAGGUGUAGAGGAAAUUGCCGAAGUCUCUCUUACCAACGCAGCAGCACAAUCUUUGGUGGAUCUCUAAAUCAUGUACUAUAGGUAGACACCACAGUUAGGAGGCAAGCAAUCAGUGUUAUUGUCCAUCUGGCCUCUGAAUGAAGGACUUGGUGUUGUAAACCUACAAUAAACUUGUCUUGCUACUUUUUAGGAGUAGUAGACAUUCUGAACUGGAAAGUAGUGUCAGAACAGACUCUUUAAGCCACAACUGGGUGUUUACACGUCCCUUUCUGCUUUUUCUCAUCUCAUUUUUUUUUUCUUUCUGGUAUCAUUUUACACCCAUAACACUCCCCUCACCAUGUUUCAUACCUCUCAUAUACCAUUGUUGGCAAACGAUUGUAAUGUGCUUGCGAUCACCUUUAUUGGCAAAGAAAUUGGCUCAAUAUUAGCGUCUGAGACCCUCCAAUGCAGAGUGAGAAAAUUACAUUAUUUGCCAGACCUUCUCCCCAUUACCCCUAUGUGCACAUUCUCCCAGGUUUUUUUUUUGUUUAUAGACUAGUUUCAUGUUUGGCUAAAAUGACAGAUUAUACCUUCCCAUUUCACACAUCACCAAUUAUUCAAAUUACCUAGUCCCCAAACUUCCUCUGGCACUGGAAUAUGGCAGCUCAGCCCAGCAUAUUGCUCUUUAGAAGUGACCUUAUCGAUAUUAGUAAGAUAACAUUGACUCAAGGGACCAAUAGCUAACAGAGGCCUUUAUUUUAGUUUUCCUUUCAUAACCCCUACACCCCCUACAGUGUCAACCUGGUCAGAGACUACACUCGAUCUUCAUAAAGGUCUUACCUUAUGACAUUGCUUGUAUUCUGUUCCUCAAUCAUUUCAUUUGCUGUGUUUUGACAGUGGCAGUGGCCAUUGUGUAAACACCGAUUACAGCAUCAUAUCUGGAGAUAUUGGUUUUAAUAUAGAUAAUGCACUUUGACAAAACCCAUUCUGAAUGAAACACUACAAUCUAGCAUGCUGUUUAUGCUUUGUAUAACAAAGCAAAGUUUAAUUCUGCUGGCUUUUUUUUUUUUUUCUUGGGUACAAUAUUUAUCAGUUUAAAAUUUCACAAGUGCAUUUUUGAUACUGGAUUAAUUGCGAUCAAGAGAGAAUGUGGUUUAGUUGAAGACCUUCUAAUUGGAUUUAGAUUUUUGCACAGUCUUCUAAAAUGUCUAAAUUACCCGUCUCUCUGUCUCUCUCCAUCCAACUGGGGUGGUGUUUAGUCUUGAGUUUGUGAUAUUUAGCAUCACAUCUCAAUGUGCUUCACCAAGAAAUCUAUUGUCCUCAAGAUUGUAUUGUAAUUUAAAAUGUCUGAAUGCCAAUCACUAUUUGGGAGAGAAAAUAAUUUGUUCGGGUAACCGUUUCAUGUUAGUUGAUCUACUCACUGGUAAUACUUAUAUCCUAAUAUUUUGAAUCAAGUACUGAUAAAUCCGUUAUUUAAUCUGACCGCUAAAAUACCAAGAGAUGUCUGUUUAUAGGCCACUAGUGUUUUUGUACAAAUUAUAAGUGGACCAGAAAUCCAUCUCGACUCUUAGUUUAAUGUUUAAACAGGAGAUGAGUUGAAUUUUUGUCCAUAUUUUUUUUUUUUCACACUGUCAACAAAAGAUUAUAUAUUUUUUUUUUUUUUUUUUUUAAGAUUUGGUUGCUGACCUCAAAACUUGCUUGAGCUUUUUGUUAACAAAAAUUAAAAGGCAUUGUAUGUAUUUACAGGGCAAUCGUUUUUUGCUUUUUAAAUGAAGUAUAUGUAAAGCUGAAAAAAGAAACUCUGCCAUAUACAUGCACCUUGGGUCAGACAAGGUGUUUGAACAUAAACAUAUACUUCAUUUAAAUAGUAAAAUAUCCCAUUUCAAAAAUUGAUGAAAGGAUUAUUCGAUUAAACAUUUGUUUUGAGGCAACAGUUGUCCUGUUAAGGACAGGCUAUUUAUAUAUAGAAUUAUUUCAAGGCAUACACCAUUAAAAUCCACUUUGUUCCAUAUUUGUUUAGAUUAUGUACUUGCAUCAGGUGAUUAGUGAGCAUCAAGGGACAAGUGAGUGAUCAUAUCUUUUUCUUCCUUUUAUUUAUUUUUUUCUCUUUCCCUCCAGCACGUAUUUAAAAAUGGGUUAUUUGGGAUUUGGACCAUUUGAUAAACUAAAAACUAUAAGUUAAAAAAAAAAAGUGAAUUUAAUAUACAAAAACCCAAAUAAAAUGAUAAAAUAGUAAAAAUUUAACAAAAAAAAAACACUAUAUAUUUUUUCUGUUUUGUUCGGAGGUCAAAACAUGUUGAAUUAUUGUAAAACAAAUCUAGUUGCGUGGACUUCCCAUUCCCACAUGUGACACUGCGUGCCCAGGACAUAGCCCUAUGUAAGCUUUACAUACUCCUCUGUGUAUGACCCUGAUCUGUAGGGUUGUGAUUGCAAAUUAACAAAUUCAUUGCAGAGUAAGAGUAAGCAUUGUGUUGCUUUUCAUUUUGUUUUCCUUCUUUUCAAUGCUAUAUUUUUGCUGUCCAGCAGAUAGACCAUUUCACACUUUCACAAAGCAUUUUUACCAUUUAAAGGGGAGGAGAGGCCACAGAUACAGGAUGUUUGAUUCAAUCUGUCUGCACCAGGAUGCUCUGAAAUGUUUAAGAUUUGCUUGUGUUUUAACUGUGAACAAAUAAAUGAUUGUUUUGCACUAUUA
Molecule: messenger RNA, 6095 nt
Organism: Pelobates fuscus (common spadefoot toad)
Lineage: Eukaryota; Metazoa; Chordata; Amphibia; Anura; Pelobatidae
Gene: TSC1
Product: TSC complex subunit 1
Exons: 22
Coding region: 156-3491 (1111 amino acids)
Biological process (GO): regulation of cell cycle; negative regulation of TOR signaling; negative regulation of cell population proliferation
Cellular component (GO): TSC1-TSC2 complex
Source: RefSeq, a predicted model, not a curated record